Molecule: messenger RNA, 3745 nt
Organism: Cornus florida
Lineage: Eukaryota; Viridiplantae; Streptophyta; Magnoliopsida; Cornales; Cornaceae
Exons: 10
Coding region: 901-1728 (275 amino acids)
Source: RefSeq, a predicted model, not a curated record
UCUCUUUCUCAUCUUUCAAGUUUCAACCAAACCCUCACCUCCCCAGUCCCCUCAUCUCAACUCUCAAGCAGCCAAGCUUCCUCAACAGUCACCACCGCCCUCGCCGAAUCUCAAGUUUCCUCGAAUCCAUUCCUCAUCGCCCUCGGCACCUCGUCUCCUCUCAUCUUCACCCUUCAGAUCUUCUCAUCAUUCAGUCUCAUUCAACCUCUCAUCUUCAGAUUGCGGCUUCAGCCUUACACACCAUCUCACUAUCUCAGACUUCUCAGUCAGCGACACAGGCACACGGCUUCUUCGAUCUACACCCACACACUAUCUCAGUUACGACAGUCAGCGACACGGCUUCAUCAGCUUCCUCUGUCAAGCCUGUGAAGGGUUUUACCUCUAACUACUAGCAAUCAAGGGAAUGUCACCUCAGUCCUCAGGCUUACCUCUUGGAAAGAGAGAGAGAUAAAAGGGAUUGGGUGGACUAGGGAAAAAAAAUAGCCUUUGCUUCAAUUUUGGUACAAGAAUAGGGUUCCUACUGGAACCCACCCGCAAACGAAUGCAAGGUGUCAUUGUGGGUCUCACUUUAAUGUAUCGAUGGUGUUGAGAUAGUUCAAUCAAGCCUUUGCUUCAAUUUUGGUACAAGAAUAGGGUUCCUACUGGAACCCACCCGCAAACGAAUGCAAGGUGUCAUAGAGGAAUUGACAUAUGAAGCAGACUCUCAGGACAUCUCAAUCGAGGCAUACGGGGAUGAUCUUCUAGCCUGUAGAGAAGGGCUAGAUUGAGGCGCUACGAUCAUCCAAAUAUAAUCAAACGUUUAGGUCUGAAACGAGAUCUACCUAUCACAAGGUUGUUCACGGAGAGAAUUCACUCUCAUUUGAGGAUUGGCUACACAAUCAAGCGGUUGAAGACCUUUGGAUGACGGAUGCUAGACCUGGCAAAUGGCAAAUUGUAGCUCCCUCAGAAAAUCUUCUGCGUGUAUUCCAGGGAAUAAUUGAAGGUUUAGAACAAUUUAUUGAGAAAGAGGGAUACUAUGGAGGCACUCUAUUGAAGAGCAUAUCAAUUUCAGAAGAAGGGGAAGUUAAGCUGACCACACCUUUGACUUUUCCAGAAGAGGAUCAGUUUCUUGCAUUAAGGAAUGAUUUAAUCCAAUUUAUAGAUUUGGUUGUGUUGGCUGCAAGCAGAUUCCCUGGUAUGGGAUAUCCUCGGCCCAGUGUCAUAUUUUUAUUCGAUGAAUUGGUAUCUCGUUACAUCAACCGAUGCCAGACAGUGGAUGAGUUGAAGGAACUGUGGUUCUUUAUGAGGACAAAUCCAUUGUUUUAUAAUAGCGAGAAGAGAUACUAUUUUGUGCGAAAAACAUUCACGAUGCUAAAGAUGCAGUAUGGUAUCAUUAGGAGAAUUUCCUUGAUCGGGAGGUGGACAGAUAUGAUCGACUCGCACAUUGCAGUGCGAGGAGAACAACAGCUAUAUAAAAUCCUAGUACAUGGUACUGAAGAUGGCAGUACAGAUCCCAUGUAUUUGGGACCUUGGGCCGCUCUCAUUUUCCAAAGGAAUGCGUAUGAACAUUUGCUUGGGAUUGGUUGGAAUUUUCUCCAAAUUGAAGAAUUGCUUUUUCGGAAUAUGCCAGAGUUUGUUCUGAAAUAUUUCUUUGAAAUGGGGGCGAAUUUUUAUGAUGUAAAUCUUAAUUAUGUCAGUGUUAGGUGCCUACGAGCCUUGAAUUAUCCUCCAUACCCACUAGGUCACUAGUAUAUUGGAAGCCUUUUUGUAGUUUUUCAGCAUUUUGGAAAAGUGGUAUGUCUUUUAUGCACGUAGUAGUCAUUUCCUCUUCAGUCGUUUCUUCUUUGUUUGUCUUUCCUUCUGAAUCUGAUUGGAAUUGUAAUGUCUCGAUACGCUGGUGAAUUGCUCAUUGAUGAAUACUCAAUCACAUAUGAUGGUGUCUAUUGGAACCCUCGAUUUAGUAAUUGGAAUUUUCUCACAUAAGGAUUUUCUCUUUAUAUGAUUAGAGUCUUAGAUCGACUAAAACGCCCUAUUUAUAGCCAAUAUAGGUAGCCCAUACUUUUUGGUAGGUUGAAUCGUUGUUGAAAUCUUUUUUGAGAGCUCGAUUGAUCGAGGCAGUGUUAGAUACCUACUGCGAAGUUGCUCCAUCAGUCGACCAGUUAAUUGAAGCACAUUGGGAAUUCAUUUUAUAAAAAAUCCCAGUUUUUGAUAAACAUGAUUAAAAUGGUAUUUUGAGCCUUGUAAAGAUCAUACAUAGUUGGUCUUUAUGGUCUCAACUUACAUCAACCUAGAUAUGUGACCGAGUCUUGAGAUAUUUGCGGCAUGGUCUUCAUUGAGCUGUAUUUUCAUCAUCUUUUGUGGUUGUAAACACGUGACUCACGACUUUGACCUCCUUCUCCCCUCCGUUUGUUGUGGUCAUUGUACAGUGAGAAAUCUCACCCCCUGCCUUUAGACGAGAGAGCUUCUUGUACCUCCGCUAGACAAAUCAAUAGGAAAUGCUACAACCCAUUGUUCUUUUUACGAUGAACCACUCUGGUACAGUCUGUACUGUACUUCAAAGUCCUAAUUGUGGCAUGUGAAAACAUCCCUUCCCUUGGUUUGAAGCCUUUUUAUUUUUAUUUUUUCUUUCUUAAGGUCUGUACAGCAAAUAGGAAAUUGCCAGCAUAUGACUCUUAUUCCUAACAGAAACAUAUUAACAUACUUAAGUCAUUGAUCUCAACUUCUUUUGUAGGAAUGCAUAUGGCUUCUGAAGUUUUUUAGGGGCUGUAUGUUGUCUCAAUCAUUUAUGCUUAGGCAUUAGUUUGCUGCCUUCAUGGCUCCUUCACUUCACAAGCAGGGUGCUGAUCACUAACCCACCUUCUUAAUUAGAAAGCCCUUUUUAUUUUGAUGCUUUCUUUGUGUGGUACACUGUUUGUAGAGACUCAUUGAUGCUUUUAGUACUUCAUGAAUGUGUCCGUGAUAAAAAUAAAUAAAUAAAUUUCAUAAUUUAGGAUUUCCCAUACAAUGUUUCCAAACGCAAGCUUUAUGUAACAAACACGUCUUAAAAAGGCUCAUGUCCGACAGUCAUCAAAACAAGACGAACACACUCCAAAAGGUGUUCAAGCUUUGUUUUCUUCUUUUCUUCAAGAAAAAUUUAAAUCAUACACAUGGUCAUCAUUUUGAAAAAUAUAACACGGAAGCUUUUGUGGAUAUAAAUUGAAAUCUUUAAUACUUUGAAUAGUUAUAUCCUCCGUAUAUGCAAUCUUAGUACAAAAAUUAGAAAAUUAUUGAAAGUUUAUAUUUUCAUAUAUAUAUAUAUAUAUAUAUAUAUAUAUAUAUAUAUAUUAUAUUUCCAUUUCCAUGUCUGUAUUCUGCCCCUUUUUGGGUUUGAUGUAUGCAAGCAUAUGGAAUAUGACAGACUUGGCACGUAAAACUCCAUCAAAAUGCAUAAGGAGGAAUGCUGGUGGAAUUUGCUAUAAGAAUACAAAAAUAGAAACAUUCAAUAGAAUUGGUCACGGUAGAAGAUUGAUAGAGAUAUAUUGAUAUAAGGUAGCAUUGUACUUGUCACAGCAAAAUAUGACUAGAUCAAUAUCUACUACGUAGGCUAAAUAAAUUAAAGAAACAAAUACUACAUUUUUGCACCCAAAGAUUGUUGAAUACAAGAAAGGAACAAAAAAUUUGUCCAUGGAUAAUUCUAAUUUUCUAACUCUUAGGGCAUUUUUUGCUAAAACAGUAUGAAAAUGAAGACUGAAUUAAUUUAAAAAAAAAAAAAAAUGAAAACCAAAAA